Klebsormidium nitens is the source of this 1450-nucleotide messenger RNA. Lineage: Eukaryota; Viridiplantae; Streptophyta; Klebsormidiophyceae; Klebsormidiales; Klebsormidiaceae. The record is from the annotation of a GenBank genome assembly.
CCACUUUCCUCGACAGAUGAUGGAAAGAAAGACGGACAAAGGAAUUUGCAGAUUUCAAUUCAGCUGAGCAGCUUCGCCUGGCAGUGGCAAUCAAGCACUUAGUACUUGGGGAGGCGCAGAUUGAGAGAGCAGCCAAUUGUUGCACGUGAGGCUGAUCUGCAAUUUGUUCAUAAUACAAGACCGAAUACCAAGCCUAAGGGGCAGACCUCUCAUUCAGCACAUUGCAAGGAGAUUGUCGGGCCAAAACAACCCGAUAGAAGGGAUCAAAAGGUGGACAUUGGAACAGAAUUAAAGCAGAAUCUCACAGCGACCAUCCAGGAUCUGCCACGAUGAAUGACGCCGAUGUAUCCAAGCAGAUCCAGCAGAUGGUGCAAUUCAUAAAACAGGAAGCAGAGGAAAAGGCCAAUGAGAUCGCGGUUGCAACAGAAGAGGAAUUCAACAUCGAGAAAUUGCAGCUGGUAGAAGCAGAAAAAGCAAAGAUCCGCAAGGAGUAUGAGCGGAAGGAGAAGCAAGUGGAGACCAAGAAGAAGAUUGAGUACUCCACACAGCUGAAUGCUGCUCGCCUGAGGCUCCUCCAGGCACAGGACGACAUUGUGAAAUCUGUCAAGGAACAGGCUGAUAAGCAGCUGGCUACAGUUGGAACAGGCGACUCGUACAAGAAUCUGCUGCAAGGGCUUAUUCUGCAGGGGCUGCUGAGGCUAGAGGAGGAGUCCGUACAACUUCGUUGUCGUGAAGCUGACCUGAAGGUAGUUCAGUCUGUCCUCGACCCGGCAAAGAAGGCUUAUGCGGAGAAGACCGGGAAGAAGGCCACCAGCAUCAACGUGGAUUCAAGCACGUUCCUCCCACCGGCCCCGAAGUCUGGGAGUCAUGAUCCCGCUUGCAGUGGCGGAAUUGUGAUUGCCUCGAAGGACGGGAAGAUUGUUUGCAACAACACGCUGGAUGCCAGGCUCGAGAUCUCUUUCAACCAGAACCUGCCAGCCAUCAGGAAGGCUAUGUUUGGAGGACACGAGCGCGCUUGAGCAUGGCACUCGUAUUCCAGGUAAAGCUUGACAGUUGGGCUGCCUGAGCAGGCAGUAACUGACAAGGUGACCAACAAUUCUUGCUAGAGCCUCUAGCUUGUCGUACAUACUCAAAGUUUCCAGGAACAGUGCCUGCUCUAACGUUCAAGAUGGGUGGCAGAAUCGUAUAGUCUACGUGUUGGUCCUUCCUUCAGAUCCUUAAGAAUAUCCUAUGUGAAACUAAGACGAGAGUACUUAACGACCAACAAGGAGGUUCAUUCUCGCUAUUGCUUGUUUCAUACACCUUACAAAUGUUUCUUUGAUCUCUCUUCUUGCUGGAAUUCGGACAUUAACCACAAGAGCGAGAUGGAAGACAUUCCCAUGAGGAUUGGCGGUCAGACCAAUUUCUGACUCUGCAGCCGGUCCUCUUCAAACAUGCAUUAUUGUCCUCU